Messenger RNA from Coregonus clupeaformis (lake whitefish), 1220 nucleotides. Its product is annotated as duodenase-1. The transcript is spliced from 5 exons. Gene Ontology annotation, biological process: proteolysis. The record is from RefSeq and is a predicted model, not a curated record. Gene Ontology annotation, molecular function: serine-type endopeptidase activity. Bases 47 to 757 code for a protein of 236 amino acids. NCBI's taxonomy places the organism in Eukaryota, Metazoa, Chordata, Actinopteri, Salmoniformes, Salmonidae.
CACAGGUCUCCAAUCACACCAAUUGCUCAGCUGAACUCCAUUUACUAUGGGCAUUCCAUUGAACCUGGGUACUCUGCUGCUGAUACUCCUCUUCUACACACAAGUGCACGCAGGGCGUAUCUAUGGGGGCAAGGAGGCUGUGCCCCACAGCAGACCCUACAUGGUGCUCCUGGAGAAGGCUGUCUCCAAAAACCGGAAGGCAGGAAGCUGUGGUGGUUUUCUAGUGAGAGAGGACUUUGUGAUGACUGCCGCCCACUGCAAUGGGGGAUCCAUUAAGGUCAAGCUGGGAGUCCACAACGUGCAGCAGGAACAAGGUCAGGAAAUGCUUGUGAAACAGGCAUUUCCACAUCCAAAUUAUGAUAAAGAAUAUAAUAAUGAUAUCAUGCUACUCAAGCUGGAGGGGAAUACGGUUUUCACUGACCGUGUGAGACCCAUUGGCCUCCCGCAGACAGAAGAUGAGGAGGUGCCCAAGGACUGUCUGGUGUCAGGCUGGGGACACACUAUCAGGCGAGUAAAUAAAGGCUGCCCUGUGCUACAGGACCUCAACGUGACACUGGAUGAGAAUCAACUUUGCUCUGACAACCAUCAGGUCUGCUCAUCAGGACUAAAUGGACCUGCUCCGGGAGACUCUGGUGGUCCAUUAGUCUGUAAUGGUGUGGCCUAUGGGGUGGUGUCUACCAAGACUAGAGACAACACCUACAUCUACAUGCGCAUCCCUGACUACCUGGACUGGAUCAAUGACACCAUGAAGAAUUGAUAUGCCACUGACCAGAAACAUUUUGUUAAUUUGGCCACCCAGGUGCCUAGAACAUGAUUAUGAUACUGUGAAGAAUCAUAAUGUGCUUAUGAUGCUUUCUGAUUGAUUUACCAGUGCUGGUUAAUGUCUUUGCCCAGAGCCGCCUCUUGCUAUACGGAUACUUUUUUGUUAUUUUUUUGUUUGUUAUUUUUUAUUCAGUGAGAGUUAGAAAAGUAGAAUACACAAGUUGCCAUUUCGAAAUUUGGUAGUGCAUCAGCUGUUUUCCACUUGUUAUGUCAGUCACUGACAGUCACUCAAUUAACCCAUGCCAGCUAAAAAAUGUAUUGCUAGGUAAGGUAGUCUAGCCAGCUAUCUAAACCUUGUAGAAGGCCGCAUCAUCACCAAAUUACCGACCGGGCACGCAGGGCAUGUGCCCAGGGGCCCUGACCUCCAGGGGCCCCCAUUGAUUUUGUUAAUCACUCUC